GUGUGGGUAACGGGUGAGCACGAGCAGGAAUGGAGGCUGUUACUGUGUUUCCAAUUCCAAUUCCAUGUUCGGGUUCGGCGAUGCAGCUCAUCAAUUCCAUUUCCAGCUCCAGAUCGGAGUAAAUCUGCUUCUGAUCGGAUUCGAUUGGAUUUGAUUCCGGCUGUGUCGAACCCUAGCUUCCAUCUCGAUCCAAUCCCAGUUCCGCUUCUUCUUCUUCUUCCUCCUCCCCGGCAGCAGAGGCGGCCGUCGUCGAAUGAGUUGAAGAUGACGGCAUACUCCUCGUCCUCCUAGGAAAGGUCAGGGAAAGGAAGGAUUCGAGGGAAGAGAGGAGGCUGUUGGGCUCCUCCUCCAUGGAGGGCGAGGCGGACGGCGGCGGCGACUCCUUCGUGCUGCGCUCCGGCGUCCGCGCGGGCCUCAAGCGCGAAUUCGCCUUCGCCAUCGCCUCGCAGGCCGCCCUUUCGUCCUCAUCCGCACCCCUCGGCCGCACCCGCCGCUCAUCCCGCACGCUCAACUCAUCGGCCGCUUCGACCUCCUCCGCCGCCGCCUCGACAUCCUCCUUCUCAACUCACGACACCAAGCCAAAGGCCAAGCGCCCGCGCCCACCGGAUCCUCCCCCUCCACCAGAGGAUGCCCCCGCGCCCGGAGAAGAUCAUGAAGGGGCCGCUGUCGAGCUGCCCGGCCCCGUGCUCGCCUUGAUGGCUGCCGCUGGGCCCAGCCCUCCGCCGACGCCUUCGACUCCGCAACCCCAUGCCGGCGCGGAUGCGGAUCCGGCACACCGCGACAACAUCAUCAUCCCGCCGGAGUCGUCGCCCAGGCGCAUCACGCGCUCCAUGCUCCAGCCCAAGUCUCCCCCUCCCACCGCUGCUCGUUCUCCUGACAAUGUGGCUCCGCUCAAACCCAAACCGGAACCGCCGGAGGAAGAGGAGCCCGUUCCAGCGUUGAGGCGCUUCACCAGAUCACUCUUGGUCAAGGAUAAGGACAGCAACGACGACGACCUCUCAGGCACCACCACCGCCAGCAAUGCCUCCUCCUCCCCUCCACUCAACACCACCACUACCACCACAAGUACCAGCAGCAACAAGAGGAAUAAGAAUACAAACAAGAUUCCCACCAACCUCAGGGAGCUGCUCGCCACCGGCCUGCUUGAAGGUCAGCCCGUCAAGUAUAUCAUGAGGAAAGGCAAGCGAGCAGUACUCCGUGGAGUUAUCAAACGCAUCGGCAUACUGUGCUCAUGCUCUUCAUGCAAAGGCCGAAAAGUUGUUUCACCUUACUACUUUGAGGUGCAUGCUGGGAGUACGAAAAAGCACCCAUCCGAUUACAUUUUCCUGGAAAAUGGAAAUAAUCUGCAUGAUGUAUUGAGGGCAUGCACAAAUGUUACGUUAGACAUGCUGGAGUCUGCAGUACGGAAGGCAAUAGGCCCAGCACCUCAGAAGAGAACAUUCAGAUGCAAAGGCUGCAAAAGUUCAUUCAGCACACUCUGCAGUGGGAAAUUUGCUUUGUUUUGUGACUCAUGUCUUGAGUCCAAGGGUGCUAAGAAUAAUAGCAGGUCGUCCAAAGUUGGACGAAGUCCAACUUCAUCUGCCAAGGUAUAUAAGAGUGCCUCACCAGGAGCAAAGUCUUCAAGUGUAGGAAGGCUUACAAGAAAGGAUAAGGGGAUGCAUAAGGUUGUUUUCAUGAGUGGCGUUUUACAAGAGGGCACUGAUGUUGGCUACUAUGUUGGUGGAAAGAGGUUACUGGAUGGAUAUAUAAAGGCAUUUGGGAUCUACUGUCAUUGCUGCAGCACAGUGGUUAGUCCUUCACAGUUUGAAGCUCAUGCUGGUCGAGCUGCUCGACGGAAACCUUACCACAACAUAUAUAUGUCGAACGGCGUAUCACUACAUGAGCUGUCAAUUUCACUCUUGAAAGGUCAAAAGAUGUCAAACAGACAAAGUGAUGACUUGUGCAGCAUUUGUUCAGAUGGUGGGCAACUACUGCUUUGUGAUACCUGUCCAAGAGCUUUUCACAGAGAAUGUGUUAGCUUAUCUUCUGCCCCGAAGGGAACUUGGUGUUGCCGAUAUUGUGAGAAUAGACAACAGAGGGAAAGUUGUUUGGCAUAUAACAACAAUGCAAUAGCUGCUGGGAGGGUUGAAGGAGUUGAUGCCUUGGAACAAAUAUUUACACGGUCAAUACGUAUUGCUACAACACCUGAGACUGGAUUUGGUGGUUGCGCACUGUGCAAGCUCCAUGAUUUCAGCAAAAAGAAAUUCAGUACCCGGACCGUGCUGCUUUGUGACCAAUGUGGUAGAGAAUAUCAUGUUGGUUGCCUCAAGGAACAUAAUAUGGCUGAUCUGACGGCAUUGCCUGAGGGAGCAUGGUAUUGUUCUACGGACUGUGUGCGGAUUAACCAGACACUGCAAGAUUUACUUAACCAUGGAGGAGAACCUGUUCCUACCAUGGAUUUAGAUGUUAUUAAGAAGAAACGAGAAGUGAAAGGUUUUAAUGAGGAUGCUGACCUUGAUGUUAGAUGGAGAGUUUUAAAGGACAAGAGCUCGGAUGAUAGUAAACUAGUGCUCUCCAAAGCAGUUGCCAUUUUCCAUGAAACUUUUGAUCCCAUUAUCCAGGUUUCAACUGGGCGGGACCUCAUUCCAGCCAUGGUUUAUGGGAGGAGUGCAAGGGAUCAAGAUUACACAGGAAUGUAUUGUGCUGUGUUAACUGUGAACAAUACUGUAGUUUCCGCGGGUCUUUUCCGCAUCAUGGGUAAUGAAAUUGCUGAGCUUCCGUUGGUUGCUACAAGUAGGGAUAGCCAAGGUUUGGGGUAUUUCCAAGCACUUUUUUCCUGCAUAGAACGGCUGUUGGCAUCUUUGGAGGUGAAACAUUUUGUGCUACCAGCUGCAGAGGAAGCAGAGUCUAUCUGGACAGAACGUUUUGGGUUCACAAAGAUAAGCCAGGAUGAGCUGCGUGAAUACCUCAAGGGUGGGCGAACAACUGUGUUUCAGGGGACGUCAAACCUACACAAGCUGGUUGCGAAAGUUGAAUGCUAGUUAUGUGCAUGGGAGGAAGAGCAAGGACAUGAAGCUAAGAAGCAGCUGAAUGUUUGCGUGCCUCUGGGAUUGACGCAGUAGGAAAGGCGCACCCUGAUCCCUUUCUUCUAAAUGUUGGCGAGCAUGGUGGUAUUGGCAUCUUGAUCUGUUUCCAUAGCUAAAGGUGAAGAAGAUUGUGUAAGAUACAAGGGACAAGCUGCAAAGGCAAAAGCCAAAGCUGAGUGAAUUUCAGGCACCUUAUUGGGUGGCGGUAUGCGCGUUGUGGGACGCUGUGUUUGUUGAGUAGGUGUUAGCUGGGGCUGGAGUGAGAUGGCGAGUUGGUGACUACAUUUGUGUUCUGUUGGUGGGUUUUUCACUGCUAAGGUGACUGUUGUAUCUGUUGAUAUCUUUCUGUUUUAUGAUAGUGGCAGUGAUACCAGGCUGUUAGGAGUGGGGUGGGGAGGUUUCAAAUUCAACGUACGUCAUGAACAUGUGAUUCCUCUUUAUUGGCCUGACUCACCCAUGGAUGUUAGUGUGGAUGCAAUGUAGACAUGUAGUACAGCUGUUGUAAUGUAACAUAAGUAUUGCUUUCCCCGCCUAUUUAACAUAUUUAAUUUGCUGCGAAUUCCUAGAGGCUGGUGCAGCUUA
This is a messenger RNA of Sorghum bicolor (sorghum), 3647 nucleotides long. RefSeq lists its product as uncharacterized. The coding region runs from base 351 to 3020 and encodes 889 amino acids. Lineage: Eukaryota; Viridiplantae; Streptophyta; Magnoliopsida; Poales; Poaceae. The transcript is spliced from 18 exons. The record is from RefSeq and is a predicted model, not a curated record.